ACUGCAGCGCGUGCGCAGGCAGCUCCAUCCAGCAAGGGAACCUUGGAUUUCUCUGGGAUUCCCGAUCUGCAGUGCAGCGCAAAGCGGAGGAACGUGUGGAAGCAGCCGCUGGGCUCGCAGCGCGCUCUAUAAGGGGAUUUAAGCCGCAGAGAGAGCGGGCGAGGCAGGGACCGAUUCACCAUUGAUCUGAAUUAAAUACUCCUCUCUCUCUCUCUGAAAAGCUGCCCUUUUGAGUUUUAUCCUUUGCAGCAGGUGACAACACACAACGCAAACUGCAGAAUGGGGAAACAGAAUAGCAAACUGGCCCCUGAAGUGAUGGAGGAUCUGGUGAAGAGCACGGAGUUUAACGAACAUGAACUCAAACAGUGGUACAAAGGAUUUCUAAAGGACUGUCCUAGUGGUAGACUGAACCUUGACGAAUUUCAGCAGCUUUAUGUAAAGUUUUUUCCAUAUGGAGAUGCUUCAAAGUUUGCCCAACAUGCCUUCAGAACCUUUGAUAAGAACAGCGAUGGAACCAUUGACUUCAGAGAGUUCAUUUGUGCAUUGUCCAUCACCUCAAGGGGUAGUUUUGAACAGAAACUAAACUGGGCCUUUAAUAUGUAUGACCUAGAUGGAGAUGGUAAAAUUACAAGAGUGGAGAUGCUGGAAAUUAUAGAGGCCAUUUACAAGAUGGUGGGUACUGUGAUAAUGAUGAAAAUGAAUGAGGAUGGUCUCACGCCAGAGCAACGAGUAGACAAGAUUUUCAGCAAGAUGGAUAAGAACAAAGAUGACCAGAUCACACUGGAUGAAUUCAAAGAAGCUGCAAAGAGUGAUCCUUCCAUUGUAUUACUCCUGCAGUGUGACAUUCAAAAAUGAGAUAAUGUAAAAUGCAUUAUGGACUGCACAGAAGUUUAGAUGUUCCAUUCAGUUUGCAGCUAUUUCCACACACACAAAAAUUGCUUGGACUACCUAUAAAUGGACUUGCUUCUUGUGUUUGAAACACUCGUGUGCAUGAGAAUGUCAUUUGCUAAAGAAUUUUAAAAGUAUAUAUUAUAAAAAUAAACUGCCACAAUGUGAUGUGUGCAAUGUCAUUUCAUAACAAUCCUAUUCCUCUGAAGCCUGUGCAGCAGUACCGUGCUGCAGUGAAAUACUAUUGAUUGUUCGUUUUACUGAUGCUAGCUAUGUGUCUCCUAGCCUGAGUAAUGUUAGUGACACUGACUUCCCAUGGUAAUGUAACUGUUGAUUAUAAACCAUGUCACCAUUCUGCUGUAAAGUAGUACUGGACAGACAGAGGCGAAAGUUCCUCAGUUCAUGAGUCUGAUCCACACAUGUGCUUGUAUUGUCAGUGAAUAUAAAUGUAAAUCAUUUGCAUGCCUUUUAGGUUUGCCUUAAUUCUUACCUCAUUUGCAUCCUUUCAAUCUGGAAAGAGCUAUGUCAGAGGAAUGCAGUAUGAACAAAGUUAAGUAAAUCCUGCUAAAAUGUUCCCUUAAUUAAAAAGUAUAUAUACACAUUUAAAAUAUUGUAUUACUGGAAGUUUUAAAAAGUUUUAUUGGAAUUAUAUUGAUUUCUGCCUGAAUUUUCAAAGCUUCCAAAGAGGUUGCAAUAUAUGUCCCAAAAUAAAUUUAUAACAUUUGACUUUCCCCCCCCUAAUUCUUAUUUCACAUCUUUAGCAUGUUGCUACUGAGAGGAAAAAAAAUAAUUCAGUCACAACAAGAAUCUGCUACUACAAUACUGGAAAAAAUACAUAUUUUGUUAUGUAAACAAACAGUGUAAAUGGAAUUGGAAGUAGAACUCAAUUCUUGUCCAAAGUGCCUUAUUUGAUGAAUUGUAAUCAAAUGCUGUGGUUCUAAUAUGUAUCUGUAGGGACAGAUUCUCAAUUCUACAUGUCAGAGAGAAAACAGCAGGUAAAAAUACAAAGGCGCUCACCCUCAAAAUUCUUCCUUAUCCAAUGGUAUUCUAGUAUCUGAUCUCCCUAAUAUGGCACUGGCAGCAAGUCCUACUUUUGCAGUAGUCACUGCUGCAGUAUAUUUCACAGAAGAAAAAGCAGCUAGAGAAUAGGACAGUGGGACUUCUCAGAGCAUUGUCAGAAGAGCUGUGAUAUGACUGUAAACUUGCAGCUCCUCUCUCCUGGUACCUCCUUCAGAAAAAUCACUGAAUAUUAGAGACUGUGUCCCGCUCACAAAAGGACUUUGAUUCCAAGCAUGUAGUACUUCUAUAUUAAAUGCCUUGGAUCUAUCACCAUUAUUGUUACUGCAUACAGUCCUGUUAAGUCUGAUAUUCAAAACAUUCAGGUCAAGAUUCUUUCUAGGUAGCUUAAAAUAAGUUCCUCAGAAGCCUUGAUUAUGGAGGAGAAAACAGACACAACUGACACCUGAGUAAGGUUCUCACUCAAAAUUAACUCUUCAGAGGGCAGCAGCAACAACAGAGUCAUUAGAGUAGAGUUUAAGAUUUAAUGGCUACAACCACUGUA
This is a messenger RNA of Mauremys reevesii (Reeves's turtle), 2449 nucleotides long. It is a transcript of the gene VSNL1, whose product is annotated as visinin like 1. Bases 280 to 855 code for a protein of 191 amino acids. Lineage: Eukaryota; Metazoa; Chordata; Testudines; Geoemydidae. The transcript is spliced from 4 exons. Gene Ontology annotation, molecular function: calcium ion binding. The record is from RefSeq and is a predicted model, not a curated record.